UAACUUGUAACCCCAGUCCGCCACCAUAUCUCUUUCAAUCCCGACGAGGCGCGCCACCCUCUCGUUUCAUAGAAAAUCCAGAAUUUUCUCCUCCCAAAGAUGGACACGCUUCAGUCCAAUUACAUGGAUUCCCAAUCGGAGCCGGGAGCUGCUUCAGAAACUCAACCUCAACAUUCGUCGCGAGGAGGCCUGGGUUCGUACGAUCAGUCCUCGUUUCAGAAUUAUUCCGAUUCAUACUACCAAAAUUACUCAGAUUCGUACCCUCAAAACCCUUCUCAAACCCUAGAUCAGUCCCAAUCGCACUCCGUUGUUGCGUAUCCUCAGGACCAAAAUCAGCCUGGAAAAACCCUAGAUUCGGAUCGCCACAACACUCACGGUAGCUCCGAGCAGCAGAUGGAUAAUAAUUCGGCCCAGAACCACGAGCAAAAGCCGCCUCAGGAUGGCUCUCAGAAGGUCGAGCUCCGCAAACCCUUGCUGUCGGAGAACGGGCUGACGAAUACUCACAGUGGUACGGAUAAGGACCAGUCUGGCGGCGAAGAGGAAACUACCAGCAGGAGGCGUCGCAGGAGUCGGUGGGACCCUCCUCCUAGCGAGUCGAGCAACGAUGGCGCCGGUACUGGCGGUGAUGGGAGCGGGACAGGGACUGGAACCGGAAGGAAAAGGAAGUCACGGUGGGCGGAUGAUGAGCCUAAACCUAUGAUUCAGCUACCGGAUUUUAUGAAGGAUUUCACGGGAGGUAUUGAAUUUGACCCUGAGAUUCAGGCUUUAAACAGUAGGUUACUUGAGAUUAGUCGAAAAUUGCAAUCUGGUUUGCCUUUAGAUGAUAGGCCUGAAGGUGCUCGGUCACCCUCUCCUGAACCUAUCUAUGAUAACAUGGGGAUCAGAAUAAACACUAGGGAGUACCGAGCCCGAGAAAAAUUGAAUAGAGAAAGACAAGAGAUUAUUUCACAAAUAAUAAAGAAAAAUCCAGCAUUUAAGCCUCCAGCUGAUUAUAGACCUCCAAAACUCCAAAAGAAGCUAUACAUUCCUGUUAAGGAGUACCCAGGUUAUAACUUCAUUGGACUUAUCAUUGGACCAAGAGGGAAUACUCAGAAAAGGAUGGAAAAGGAGACGGGAGCGAAAAUUGUAAUUCGAGGAAAAGGUUCAAUGAAAGAAGGCAGGUUGCAGCAGAAAAGAGAUAUGAAACCUGAUCCUUCUGAGAAUGAGGAUUUACACGUGUUGGUCGAAGCUGAGACCCCAGAGUCACUUGAAGCUGCUGCAGCAAUGGUUGAAAAGCUCUUGCAGCCAGUUGAUGAAGUCCUUAAUGAGCAUAAGAGGCAACAGCUUAGGGAACUUGCUGCAUUAAAUGGAACUAUUAGGGAUGAGGAAUAUUGUAGAUUAUGUGGUGAACCUGGCCAUAGACAAUAUGCAUGUCCUUCCCGUACUUCCACCUUUAAGAGUGAUGUUCUGUGUAAAAUUUGUGGUGAUGGUGGGCAUCCCACUAUUGAUUGCCCUGUAAAAAGUACAACAGGCAAGAAAAUGGAUGAUGAGUACCAAAACUUCUUGGCAGAGUUGGGGGGAACCAUUCCGGAAUCUUCAACCAAGCAGAGCUCUGCAACACUAGCUCUUGGUGCUGGUACUUCAAGUGGGAAUCCUCCUUGGGCCACUGGUAGCAGCACUGGUGGGGUUGGUGGCUCUUCUCAUCCUGGUUUAGGGUCAACUGUGAUCAAGCCUAAGGAGUAUGAUGAGACGAACUUGUAUAUUGGGUAUUUGCCGCCUACACUUGAUGAUGAUGGCUUGAUCAAUUUGUUCUCUCCUUUUGGCACCAUUGUGAUGGCCAAGGUUAUAAAAGAUCGUGUCACUGGUCAGUCUAAAGGUUAUGGUUUUGUCAAGUAUGAUGAUGUUCAGCAGGCCAAUAGUGCAAUUGCUAGCAUGAAUGGCCAUCAUCUGGAUGGUAGAACUAUUGCUGUGAGAGUUGCUGGUAAGCCCCCUCAGCCUACUGUCCCUCCAGGCCCUCCAGCUCCUGCUAUUCCUACAUAUCCUCCUCCUAAUCAAGCUGUGGGUGCCUACCCUUCUCAGCAGUAUACUGCAGGUGGACCAAUGGGGAAUGCACCACCUCCCAGUUACACUGGUGCUCCAGUUCCAUGGGGACCUCCCCCUCCUUAUCCCCCCUACCCACUUCCACCUCCACCUCCUGGUUCAGCUGUGUAUUCUCCAGUUCCUGGUCAACCUGUUCCUCCUUAUGGAAUGCAAUACCCUCCACCAUUACCUACUGCAACCACUGGUGCCUCUACUCAAACAGCUCCCUCUAAUGAAACACAACAAAGUUACAGCACUUCUGGUAGUCAGCAGCAAAGUUACCCCCCUGGAGUUCAAUCUCAGAGUAGUGCACCUGUUCAGUCUGUGCCCACAUAUGCCUAUGGAAAUUCUGUCACUCCAAUGCCAUCAAAUGCCCAAGCUGCAUAUCCAACAUCUUCAUACAGCUACCCCGGUUAUUAUGGUGUUGCACCUCCUCCUCCUCCUCCUGGGCCUGUGCCACAGUCAACUGGCGAUUAUUCACAGAGUGUGGGCAAUGUUCCGUGGGCUCCAAAUCCUCCUGCCCCUGCUCCUGUGCAAUCUGCAGACAAGUCAUCCUAUGGUGCAGAUGCAGAAUAUGAAAAAUUCAUGACAGAGAUGAAAUGAUAAGGAAAUAUAUUGCUAUCUUUGCAAGGAUGAUUUCUUGGAGCACUUCUUCCGAUUUCUUACCUCUUGCCAUGACUUUACUUGUUGGAAGUUUCGGACUCACAUCUUUAACCUUGCUGUACUGUUAUGACAUUUGCAGAGAGAUGGGCUGAAGUUCUGUCUUUACAAAUUCACAUUGACAAUUCCAUUUGCGGGAUUGGUUUAUAAUAUUGGUUGCAACUUUUGUAGGAUUUAUUGUUUUGAUGGUUAUUUUUGCCUCACGUCAUCUUAUUAUUGAAUUUCAAUUAAUCUGUUUGGAUGUUUUUGGGUUACUAAAUUGCUGACAAUUUGUUUGUAUUUCCUCAACUCUGACAUCUUCCUGUUUUUGCUUGGGUUUACUAUUCCAACUUACCUGUCUCUCAGUUUGUUGCACUAUUGAGGUGUGACAAUUCAGGAAGAAGCGUGGUUCUUGCAUCGAUCUACAUUUCUUUCCUAGAAGAUGAUAGAAUCUUGAAAUAUGAAGUUGCUGGGGGUUAUAUAAUUUUGAUAAGUAUUACUAGAUCCAUGUCUUUCACUAUUCUAGUUUUCUUAUAAUCUCAUUCUGAUUUCUUCCAUACAGCUAGUAGCAGGUGGUAAAGGAUGCAUAUAGUGCCCUGAAUGCUGUGUUGAAUUGAUUCCUGUUUCAGUAAAAAUAUUUCUUUCAUAUUUUAAAAAAACUUUAUGCCAGUAAUGACAAGUGCAGGAGAAAAUGAUCUUACCUCCUCAUGGAGAAUAGCAUCAUGUCAUCUUGAUUUGGGUUUGAGCUACUCAAGUUGUACGUAAGUGUUUUUGUGCAUCUGUGUAUGUGUUUUCCAUUUUGGGUGGCAGGUUUUUUAGUUCAGUUCUGCUGUUUAAGCACAGCUGAGGGAGUGGAGUGUAAUUCCUGGAGUACUGGACUGAGCUCUACUCAUAUUAUGGUUUAUGUUAUAGAUCUUGGCCUUUCCGAAUGGAUCCCAUUGGGGUGGGUGGGGUUAGGCAAUUUAAUGAUGUCUUUGGGUGUUAUAGAUAUUGGCCUUGAAUGGAUGCCAUUGGGAUGGGGGUUAGGCAAUUCAAUGAUGUCUUUGGGUAUUAUGCAGCUUUUCAGCUUUAACCAGUACUUGGUUAUCGAUUGACCAUUUUUGUGCUGGGCUCUUUCAGUCAUUAUUAUAGUUGACCCCAUUUGUUGGAUUUAUCCUUGAGCUGUUUUCUUUAUUUUCUUUGGGGGGAUGUGUGCUGAUAUUGUAUUAUGGACUUAACGGACUUUAUGGGGGAAAUGUCUUCUCAUCUGAAGUUCAGAGUUCAGACCAACUAAUUCAGUGGGCAAUUGGACAGAUUCAGUAAUUUUGCAAUGGUGCUUUGAUGCAUUGUUGUUUCAAAAAUUUUUUUAGUGCCCCCGAAGAUGAAGUUCAUAAUGACCGACCUAAAACACAAUCCUGCUAUGCAAGGUAUGCUCUGCAGGUGCCUCAAUGGUGGAGCUUAACAACAGGAAUAAUUUGCCUUCGUGCUGGAAAUUUAAUGUUUUCCUUUCUUUUGCAGUCAUUAUUCUGCAUAUCUUCAUUCUGUGCUUCUAACCUAGAUGAAUUGCUAAAUGGGUGAUCAUUUUGAAAUUUAAAAAAAAAAAAUUACUUCCAGUUCCA
This is a messenger RNA of Ipomoea triloba (trilobed morning glory), 4295 nucleotides long. RefSeq names its product splicing factor-like protein 1. The coding region runs from base 100 to 2661 and encodes 853 amino acids. The transcript is spliced from 3 exons. The record is from RefSeq and is a predicted model, not a curated record. Lineage: Eukaryota; Viridiplantae; Streptophyta; Magnoliopsida; Solanales; Convolvulaceae. Gene Ontology annotation, biological process: regulation of mRNA splicing, via spliceosome. Gene Ontology annotation, molecular function: zinc ion binding; mRNA binding. Gene Ontology annotation, cellular component: nucleus.